Messenger RNA from Periconia digitata, 1300 nucleotides. The record is from the annotation of a GenBank genome assembly. NCBI's taxonomy places the organism in Eukaryota, Fungi, Ascomycota, Dothideomycetes, Pleosporales, Periconiaceae.
CCCUAUUGUAGUGUGCCAGGCUACGAACUGCUAUUGCUGCUAACGUUAUUCCGGUCUGUCCCUGUACCUAAUCACUGCUACAGUACAGUGCAUACACUGCAGGAACAGGCAAGCAUCAAACCGUCUGAUUAUGUGAACGGUGAAAGUUGUCUUUUUCACCCACCAGACGCCAGAUUUCGAACCAACCACCCCAUCCCACCAUUCAAUUCAUACAAUACCGGACACAGGCUUGCCCGAUUUUGUCUCCACCAUGCAGCUGAUACCUCUAUCGGCGUUGCUCGCUUUCCUCUCGUUGACUUCGUCUGCGGCCGCCGCAUCAGACAAACCGCUCAAGCCAUGUACCGCCAUCUCACCCACCACCGCGCGCUUCUUCGAUCUGAAUCCCAUGCACCGGGGCCCGCCGGCAAAAGACGACAACGGCAAAAAGAAGAAGAGCAAGGAUGAAGACGAGGGCAGUAGCUGGCAUGCAAAAGGCUACGACUAUGGCGCAAACUUCACCGUCAACUUCUGCGGUCCCGUUGUCGAGGAACUGGAUAAAGUCGUAGACUUGGACAAGGAUUUGAGGAAGAACGUGAGUGCUUAUUACGAGCAAGAUGGGAAGACAUAUGCUAUAGGAUUGGAAAACCACGAACCCGUAUUCCGCGGGCGCAAACUGAUCCUCAACUACACUGGCGGCUCUCUCUGCCCCUCCUCGUCCUCCCGCCGCGACCUGCUUCCCACUACCCUUGACCUCUCCCCUCGCGAGAUCGUAGAUGGAGACGGAGAUGAUGACGAUGACGACAAAAACAAAGACAAGGAUGAUAAGAACAAGAAGAAACCCUCCUCUUCCAAGCGCCGCAAAUCCUCCAUAAUCUCUCUUCUCUGCGAUUCGGACCCUCUGGCAAAGACCUCGGUCUCUUUUGUCGCCGCUGUCGAUGACUGCGUCUACUUCUUCGAAGGCCGCUCACCACACGCCUGCGGAGGCGUACACGUUGAGAAGCAGGCUCUCGGCCCAGGCGGAGUCUUCGGCGUCAUCGUUCUCAUCGCCGUACUUGUAUACCUCGUUGGUGGUUGCGUUUACCAGCGGACAGUGAUGCACCAGCGUGGAUGGCGACAACUCCCCAACUACCAAAUGUGGGCCGGAAUCGCCCGGUUUGCUACUGAUAUGUUCAUUAUUCUUACCUCGUCUUGCGCCCGUUUCCUCCCAUCGCGUAGAGGAUACAGCCGCGUUUCCCUGGGACAGGAUAGCCGUGGUCGAUCACGGAGAAACGACGAUGAAGACCGUUUGAUAGACAACCUAGACGAAGAGUGGGACGACUAA